AUGGAUCCAGACGAACCGCUCUCGGCACCCAUCAUCAAGCGACGCAACCUCAAAGGCGUACGACCGUCCUCCUCGUCGUCGUCGUCACUUCGUUCUUGGCGCGGCGCUCAAGUGUCUGACCCACGUCCGGAUCAGGCUGGCUCCGAUCCGACGACGACCGGCUUGGCCACGGUCACUCCCAACACGACGAUGGAGGUUGGUAGCAGUACCCUCGAUGAUGGGGAGGAGGAUGCGGUCGUGUUCCGGAGGACCAAGAACAAAAAGACGCCUCGAGGGGCCGUCUUGGCAGCGUCGACCAAGCCGCCGAUCAAGUCGAGCCUCAGGAUAGCGCUCUCGAUCGCCGACGAGGUACGUUCACACCCCCCAACUAAACUCGUGCUCGACUCGAUCGUGGGCUGAUUCGUGCUUGCCCCCAACCUAGGAUGAAGAAGCCGAUUCGUUCGUGCUCACCAAACGAACGCCGUCCUCCUCGUCCAGUACAGCCGCACGAAAACUCCUCUCCGUACCCGACCUUCGCACGACCCACACGACCCAAGCCGCCCUUCCUUCCAACCUCGACCAAGCGACCUUGUCCCCACAGAAACCAUCCUUGUCCUCGGUUUAUUCGAGCGAAUACCUCCAAGAGCUGAAGAGCGCCACCUUGUCGACCCCACCACCGCCACCGCCACCACCGCCAGCCUCGACCUCGCACGACGACUUGACCCUUUCCAAAUUCGCUUCCCGUUUCGCCACUUCAGACGAUCGUCCGUUCAACUCGAUUCUCACUUCCCCACGCGCGCCGUGACUGACUUUCAACAACUCCUUCCCCCCCCCCCCCUUCCUCCUCCUCCUCCUCCUCCUCCUCACAGCCCACCCCGAAUCUUCACCGAUCCCGACCACAGCAGCGAUCGCCUCUGCCAAAGCCCGACGAGAACGUCUUCGUACCCAAGGACCGAGCGCUGAUUUCAUUUCCCUACAAAUCGCUUCCUCGAGUUCUUCGAAAACCGGAUCCCAAUCCCGCCUUGUUAGAGAAGACGAUGAUCUAGGUGAUGGGAUCGACCACAGGGCUGAUUUUGAAGGGUCUUUACCGUUGGGUAAGAAGGCUACGAUCGUCAAGAGGAGGGAGGAAAAGGAAGGUAUGAUGAGGUUGAUUGAUGAGGCCGAGGAGGAGAUGGAGGAAGAGGCCGAUGAUGAGGUGAGGGAGUGGGAGGAGAGGCAGUUGGCUAGGGUGAACGAGAGGAGGGGAGCGCAAGAGCACGUGCGGUGUUUUUUUUUGGCUUGGGGCUUGGGGGCGUGGUUCGGUGGUGGUUGAUGAUUUGACCUUGUUGAUGUACAGACCUCGACUCAACCGACUUACGUCCCUACGCCAAUCCCACAAACUUCAACCCUCCCAACCCUAUCCAACGUCCAAGCCCGCCUCUCAGCAGGUCUAAACACCCUCGAAUCAUCCCGAACACUCGACGUCGCCGCAUUGAACCAUUUCGAAAAAGAGAGGAACGAAUUGGACACGCAGGAAGGGGAACUACGCUCCGAGGCGAUAAGGAUCGAGCAGAAGAAUAGAUGGUUCAACGAUUUCGAGAACUUUAUCGAAGACGUCGCCGCGUUCUUGGAUGAGAAGGUCGGUUCGGGGGGUUUUGUUUUCGCGCGUGAAGUGCUGAGAUUGAUGUUCGUUUCUGAUGUUUUCUUUUUUUACAGUUUCCGGCUCUGGAAAAGAUCGAAAAGGAAAACUUGGCGAUCCAGAGAGAACGUUACGAGAUCGUCUCGAGGCGCAGGUUCGAGGACGAUUCGGAUGACGUUGCGCUCUUCACUGGAGCGAGCGUACCUUCAGCUUUCAGUUUGGAUCCCAAGGCCUCCGCAGAAGAUGAUGAGGACAAGGACGGGGAAGAGGAAGAAGUGGAUGAAAUGGGUCGAUCGACACGAAGAACGGAAGAUCGAUUCGGACCGCGAUCAGGAGCUCGUGUAGCUCGUCGCUCAGCUCGAGAACGUCGACUGGAAAAUCGAAAAGCGCUUUAUCAACCCAACGGAAUUGCCUCAACAGCCGAAGAAGACUCUGCGAUGUGGACCGACGACGAUCUCAUCUCCGCCGAUUCAGCCGACUUGGCUGACGCCUUGACCUCCCUCCAAGACCUCCGUAAGACGCUCUUCGAGGAUGUCAGAGUCGACGAUUUCAGGGAUCCGAAUUUGGGGAUCAGGAAGAAAUUUGAAGAGUGGAGGAGUACGUAUAGGGAGGAUUAUGAGAAUGCUUUUGGGGGGCUGGCCUUGGUCGGUGUUUGGGAGUUUUGGGCGAGGGUCGAGAUGGCGUUGUGGAAUCCCUUUGGGGUGCGUCCACUGCGGACAUUUGGAGAAUUUAAAACCGUAUGCUGACGUUCUGUUGGCGUGCGUUGAUCCAGAUUGAUCAAUUGGCCAGAACCCCGAGCGGACUAGAUUCCUACCAUUGGCACUCGAGUCUCACAGCCUUCGGCCACGCCUCCCACCCCCCCAACGGCGAAGCAGACGACGAUUCCCACAUGGACGAAGACGAUGCCCCUCCAGACGAAUCUGCCGAAGUCGUUAAUGCGUUGGUCACGUCGGUCGUGAUACCGAGGUUGAUCGCGUUGGCGAAAGCUUCGUAUGAUCCGUGGUCGAAGAAGCAGACGAUGAAGGCGUUGGCGUUGGUCGAUGAGGUUUCUUAUUGCGUCGAGACGACGAGUCCGAAAUUUGAAGUAAGAAUCGCGACCUUUCUCUGGGGUUCGGGAAAGAACCCCAAAAUUCUAACUCCUUCAUAUAUCUCAAUUGCGCAGUCCCUCGUCCAAGUCUUCCUCAACCGUCUCCAACUCGGCAUAACCCAAGCCUCGACGCUCAUCCUCCCGCAUCUGAACCAACUCAGUCUUCCCUCCAACGCCUUCGACCCCUCGACCUUUCUCGCUCGAGAACGCUUCCUCCUACGCCAACUCAAGCUCUUACAAAACGCUCAUAAAUGGAGGAGGUACGCGAGGAAUUAUAGAUUACCCCUUUCCACCGUUCCUUCAACGACGAUGACGGCUCCAUUCACCGAGAUUGGCUCAGGCGCGAGCUUUGAUGAAUUGCUGCAACGUGAUUUGGUAGCGAAGGUGAUGUUACCCGUUAUUGAGGCGAGUUGGUCGACGGGCGGCGAGAAGGUCGCGGGGAAGGUGUUGAUGGUUUUUCAGGAGGCGGAUUGGAUUCCGGCGUUGAGGAGGAGGCUGGAAGGGGGAGGAGAAUAA
Molecule: messenger RNA, 3200 nt
Organism: Microbotryum saponariae
Lineage: Eukaryota; Fungi; Basidiomycota; Microbotryomycetes; Microbotryales; Microbotryaceae
Source: the annotation of a GenBank genome assembly